GUAUUUUACUGAAGUUAUGUAUGAACUACUACUGGAUUUGAAACAAACAUGGACAUCUGCAAAGAGGAAUGAUGCCAUCACACAAAUACCAUGAUAUUAGUACUUCCACAAGAUUUUAGGCUGGGAAUAUAUAAUAGUGGGUUUUAUAUAUCGACAUCACCCGUGUGUGCUGUUAUAAGCACCUGCUUCAUGUUGGCAUCAUUGUGACUUACUGCAGAUGUCAUUGGAAAUAAACUUGUGUUUCUAUUUUCUUCAUGGAUCACAGUAUGAGUUACUAUUGCCAUUAUGCAAUUAGCUUUGGAUAGCUACCUGAUUUUUCCAUAUCAAGGAACUAAUGACAGCCCUAUAUAAUAUAAGGAGAUAUGCCUUUAAAAAGAAGCUUUCAGAAAAAGGCUAGGCACAGUUGGCAUAUUGCCCAUGUCAAUCAUUUCUGUCUGGUUUUUUUUUUGCCAUGUGUGUUUUUAUGUAUGAGAUUUGUUCUAUUAAUUUAUCAAAAUUACUUUUGUCUCUUCAUGGUUUUUUUGUAUUGAUUCUUGAAUUAAUUUUAGUGUAGUUUGCAUCUCAUUUUGAGCAGUGCUUAUUUUCUCAUGCUGCAACAUUGUUUCAAUAGAUCCCUGGCUUGUUGGGCUGGAUGUUUCAACAGAGGGUGCAGAGGAAGUCUUUUUUAUAAGUCUGGUGAGAUUUGAUGCACUCAAGUCAACUACCUUAGGCUAAAAUCCAAACUGUAAAAAGAGCCAACUACUUUUGGCUAAAUCCAAAUUCUCAAAAAGGAAAAACAAGGUAAAAAAGAAGGCUUAGGCUAAAAUCCAACCCCAAAAAAUCGAGCCAACCAGUCAAAUCACAGAUGCAAAACGCCCGCUGUGUCCAAAUAAUUCCUGUUUUGGUUGUAUCCAGAGUCAACAGAUAUAAUUGUAGAAAGUCUUUUCUCUUACAAACUCACAUAAAGGCACUUUGUUUACACCAGGUGUUGUUUCAAGGUCAAACACUUUUCAAAUUAUUUUAUUUGGUACUACUAUAGUAUUUCCUUUCACCACUAGAUGUCCUCAUACACUGUUUUAUCAAUAUCUGGUUUUAAAAGAUUGUUACAAAGUUUCCUUUUGAAGUUCUUUGUAAGUUAUUUAUCCUAGAAAUUAAAUGUAUUUUUUCUCCACAUCCUGUAGGUUAAGCAGUCUUUCUUUGAAUCAAUCUAAGUUCGAUUUUUAAGCAUUCUUUUAUCUUCCUUAAAAUCCUUUCCCCUCCUGUAAUUGCUCGCCACUUUUAACUCUCUUCUCCCCUAGUCAUUCUGGGGUCUUUACUUCAUAGCUUUUUUCCGAAUGAGGGGAUUAACAUUUCUAAGUCCAAAAGGAAAAAGAGUGAAAGAACAGGCUCUCCCAGUUUCAGCAUACUGUUGACAAUCAACUGUUUAGCGGAGCACUGUGGCUCCUCACUUCUCUUCCGGCUGGCGAUGACUUGGGCUGUCUGGGCUUACCAGGCAGCCUUUCUUCUGUCCUUUUGGAGGGUUUCUUCAGUCCAUUCAGACUGACUGCCAUCUGGUCUGGACUCCCAAAGCAUCCCUCCUUCUUGGUUGCCCCUCCAGAGCAACUUUCCAACCCCUUGGGGUCACUGGGCCGAACGAAAUCGGGCUAAGAAGCCAGAGCCCCAGCUUCUUUCACCCAUCUCGUCAAACGCCAAACCGGAAGUCUUUGAACACACAAAAAUAUGGCAAAUAUAUCCAAAUUCUCAAGUUAAAAGAUGAGGUAUUUGUGAGAGGCUUCAACCAGGGGACUUUUAAAAAAAGAAAAGAAAUAUCUUUUUGGUGUUUUAUGAAAUUUAGGCAGAAUACAGCAUUUGCAGUCCAUGAAGUCUGAGACGGUAGUUUCAAGAAUUUGUCUUCCAAAUGUACUUGAACAUCUUUGGUGAUUGAUCUAACAAAUGUAGCCAUGGCUGGGCCUGGUCUGCGAAUACCAAUGGAGCAGAAUAAGAUCCACCAUGAUGAAGGCUAUCCUCUUGAUCUUGAGAGCUACUAUGAUAUCACCAUGAUUUCCAACUUCAGAAGAAGCAACAGCCCUUCCAAUAGGAGCAAGCGCAGGGCUCACUUCUCUUCCAGCAUAAAUGAAAAGGAAAAUCUCCGCUUAUGGAUCCCUGAAAACAUUCAGAAAAAAGAAUGUGUUUAUUUUAUUGAAAGUUCACAGUUAUCCGAUUCUGGGAAAGUGGCAUGUGAAUGUGGCUAUCUCAGGGAAGAACAUUUAGAGGAAGCCAUAAAACCUAUCAUCUUCCAAGGGAAGGAAUGGGACCCCAGAAGACAUGUCCAGGAAAUGCCAACAGAUGCCUUUGGGGACAUUACUUUUACAGGAUUGGGACAAAAGGUUGGGAAGUAUGUGCGAGUCUCUUCCAGCACUUCUCCAAAAACACUUUACCAGUUGAUUACACAGUACUGGGGGGUUGAUAUACCCAACCUCUUAAUAUCAGUGACAGGAGGAGCUAAAAAUUUCAGCAUGAAGAUGAGACUGAAGAAUAUGUUUCGUCAGGGGCUUGCCAAAGUGGUACAAACAACAGGUGCAUGGAUCAUCACAGGUGGUUCUCACACUGGUGUGAUGAAGCAAGUAGGAGAAGCACUACAGGAUUUUAUGCUGAGCAGCACCUAUAAAGGCGAGAUUGUCGCUAUUGGCAUUGCAGCUUGGGGAACAAUACACAACCGUAAUAGCCUCAUCUGCCACACGGGUAGCUUCCCUGCAGAAUAUAUUUUGGAUGAGGAAGCUCAAGGAAGCCUUUGUUGCCUGGAUAGCAAUCAUUCACACUUCAUUCUGGUGGAUGAUGGAACACAUGGGAAAUAUGGGGUGGAGAUCCCUUUGAGGACCAAUCUUGAGAAAUACAUUUCAGAGCAAACCAAGGUGAAAGAAGGAGUUGCCAUUAAAAUACCUAUUGUUUGUGUAGUGCUGGAGGGUGGCCCUGGGACUCUUGAUACAAUCUAUAAUGCAAUCAACAAUGGCACACCAUGUGUGAUUGUAGAAGGCUCUGGUCGAGUAGCUGAUGUCAUUGCUCAGGUGUCUAAUCUCCCCAGCCACAAAAUAAGCAUUUGCCUAAUUCAGAAAAAACUGAGUAUAUUUUUCAAGGACAGCUAUGAAUUAUUCACAGAGAACAAGAUUGUGGAAUGGACCAAAAAGAUCCAGGAUAUUGUGCGAAACAAGCAGCUCCUGACUGUCUUCAGGGAAGGCAAGGAUGGACAGCAAGAUAUAGAUGUGGCCAUUUUGCAAGCAAUGCUCAAAGCUUCCCGGUGCCAUGAUCACUUUGGCCAUGAAAACUGGGACUACCAGCUGAAGCUUGCGGUGGCAUGGAACAGAGUGGAUAUUGCCAGGAGUGAGAUUUUCACCGAAGAUCAUGAAUGGAAGCCUUUUGAUCUACAUCCAAUGAUGGCAGCUGCCCUUAUAGCAAACAAGCCAGAGUUUGUGAAGCUGUUUUUGGAGCAAGGUAUACAGUUGAAGGAAUUUGUUACCUGGGAUACUUUAAUCUACCUCUAUGAAAACAUGGCAACCUCCAGUGUCUUUCAUGGGAAGCUGCAGAAAGUGUUGCUAGAAGAGAAGGAGCAUGCCGCCAUCUCCAAAAUGCCAAGGAUCCAGCUGCAUCAUGUAUCCCAGGUGCUGAGGGAACUGCUGGGAGAUUUCACACAUCAGCUGUACCCAAAGCUGAACAACAGUGAGAAACACCAUCUCCCUAUUGUAUUGCCCCAGAACAAGGUGCAAGGAGUACAUCUUCAAGCACUCUAUAAGUGUUCUGCUGCCCAGGCACCAUUCAGCAUGGAUCCUGUGAGGGAUUUACUUAUAUGGGCAAUUGUUCAAAACCGCAAGGAGUUGGCUGAUAUAUUUUGGGCUCAGAAUCGAGAUUGCAUUGCAGCAGCAUUGGCCUGCAGCAAUAUGCUGAAGGAAUUAUCUAAGGAGGAAAACGACACUGACAGUAGUGAGGAAAUGCUAACCCUGGCAGACAAGUAUGAGCACCGAGCUAUAGGUGUCUUCACAGAAUGUUAUCGGAAGGAUGAAGAAAAAGCCCAGAAUCUCCUGAUCCGGGUCUCUGAUGCCUGGGGGAAAACCACAUGCCUUCAGUUAGCUCUGGAAGGCAAAAAUAUGACGUUUGUUUCUCAUGGGGGUGUUCAGGCCUUCCUAACCAGAGUUUGGUGGGGAAAACUGAGUGUUGAUAAUGGGAUAUGUCAGGUCAUCCUGUGCAUGCUGUUCUUCCCUCUUCUCUAUACAGGCAUCAUAACUUUCAGGAAAAAAAGGAUCCAGCCAACGCCUGGUUUGAACCGCUUCCGAGCUUUCUUCACUGCUCCUGUGGUCAUCUUCCACUUCAACAUCCUUUCCUACUUCAGUUUUCUCUGCCUAUUUGCUUUUGUGUUGAUGACAGAUUUCCAGUCAACUCCAUCCUGGCCAGAAUAUGUCAUCUAUUUCUGGCUUUUCUCCUGAGUGUGUGAAGAGGCCCGACAGCUUUUUUGUGAUCCUGAUGGGUUUGGCUUGAUCAAAAUGGCUUCUUUAUAUUUCAGUGAUUUCUGGAAUAAACUGGAUGCCUGUGCCAUUCUGAUCUUUAUAGUUGGGUUGGUCUGUAGAUGGUUCCCAGCAACUUUGUACUCUGGAAGAAUUGUACUAUCCUUAGCUUUCAUUAUUUUCUGCCUGCGUCUAUUGCACAUAUUCACAAUCAGUAAAACUCUUGGUCCCAAGAUUAUUAUAGUGAAGAGAAUGAUGAAGGAUAUCUUUUUUUUCCUCUUCCUCUUGGCUGUUUGGAUUGUAUCCUUUGGAGUAGCCAAACAAGCUAUCCUAAUCCACAAUGAGAAACGGGUAGACUGGAUCUUCCGAGGUGUUUUUUACCAUUCGUACUUGACAUUAUUUGGACAGAUCCCUUCCUAUGUUGAUGGAGUGAAUUUCAACUUUGAUCAGUGCAGUCCAAAUGGGACUGAUCCAUAUAAGCCCAAAUGUCCUGAGAGCAGUGAAGCCAACAAGAAGCCCAUUUUUCCAGAGUGGCUGACAGUAAUUUUACUUUGCCUUUACCUACUCUUCACCAACAUUCUCCUUCUCAACCUGCUCAUUGCUAUGUUCAAUUACACAUUCCAGCAAGUGCAGGAGCACACUGACCAGAUCUGGAAAUUUCAGCGUCAUGACCUGAUUGAAGAGUAUAAUGGCAGGCCACCAGCUCCACCACCCUUUAUCCUCCUAAAUCACUUGCAGAUAUUUGUCAAAUGUGUGUUUCUUCAGAAACCACCUGCACGGCACAAGCAGCUCAAAAAGAAAUUUGAGAAGAACGAAGAGGCAGCUUUAUUGUCCUGGGAGAUGUACUUGAAGGAAAAUUAUUUGCAACUCCAACAGUGUCAACAAGAACAGAUUCCUGAGCAGAAGAUCCAGCACAUCACAGACAGAGUGGAUAAAUUAACAGAAAUGCUGAACCUUGAUCAGGGGAAAAUGAUGAGGCUAUUGGAACAAAGAUUGUUGCACUUGGAAGAACAGGCAUUCCAGUUUGCAAAGGCAUUAAAAUGGAUUGUUCAAUCAUUGUCUAACAGUGGGUUUGGUACAGAGGAAGAUAUUCCUGUUUUAGUCCCUAGCAGGGCUGUUGAAACAAAGGAGCAGCAAGCAGAGGAAGUCUCAGAAUCUUUAUUCACCCUGUCCCAUGUGAGUUCUAGGAACCUCUUGUACCCCAAGUCUCCUGUCAUUCGUUUUCCUGUGCCAGAUGAGAAGGUGCCAUGGGAGACAGAGUUUGAUAUCUAUAAUCCACCCUUCUAUAGUUCUGAAACACAAGAGGAUAUUACACCAAAGUUCCCAAGAGACAAUUUGGAGAACCAUUCAAGAAUAAACUUCAACAGCCUGGAUGGAGAUAUCAACAGGCAGAGUUUCCAUGGCACUUACACUGUUGAGGAUGGCCUGCCACUAAACCCCAUGGGCAGGACAGGCUUGAGGGGCCAAGGAAUCCUUAGGUACUUUGGACCCAAUCAUGCCCUGCAUCCAGUUGUGACACGUUGGCGGAGGAAUAUUGAUGGAUCUAUUUAUAGAAAAAACUUGAAGAAAAUGCUGGAAGUUCUAGUAGUCAAAUUCCCUUUCUUGGAUAAUUGGGCUUUGCUUGGGGGAUCUCUUGAGCCUGGGGAAGCAUUGCCACAAAAAAUAAAACAGGUCCUGAGACGAGAGUUCUGGCCACAAUUUCAGAAGUUGCUGAAUCAAGGAACAGAGAUAUACAAAGGGUAUGUGGAUGAUCCAAGGAACACAGACAAUGCUUGGAUAGAGACAGUGGCCAUCAGUGUACAUUUUGAAGAUCAGAAUGAUAUUGAAAUGAAGCGUCUGAAUUCGUUUCUCCAGGGUUGUGACUUUGAAGUGAUGGUGCGCUGGCAGGUGGUGGACAAGAAGAUCCCCCUUUAUGUCAAUCACAAAGAACUUCUGAGGAAAGCAACUGUCCUUUUUGGAGCAUAUUUCUAAUGGCCAAGAGCAAUGUUAAAUUUUGCAUUUAAAUUUCUUCCUCAGCUCUUCUUAACUGCAGUAAACCAAACUGUAUUCUGCUUUUCAGUGGAUCUCUUUAAGACAUUUUCCCAUUCCAGCUGAACUUAGAAAUGAAAUUCUUCUUGAUUUGGCCAAAAAUGUAUGCUUAUUUGAACUGCAAAAAAGCUUGCUUUCAUUAUACUGAAGCCCUGAGUUCCUUUCCAGAAAUGCCACACAUAUUCCUAUGGAUCAUGUAGAGUUAAUGGACAUCAGGGUUCUGGAUGGCCUCAUAAAUUUGUAAAGUAUACAAUAAAGUGAAUUGUAAUUCAUCUUGGAAUACUAUUUAACACUAAUAGCAGGGGAGUAAACAAUCUCUCUGUUCAAAUUACACACAACAUCAUUAGUGCUGCCUUUGAAAAACCAGUACAUAUCCAGUUCCCAAAGAUUUCUGGUCCAAUUGUUCAUUCAGUCAGAAAGCCAUCAUAUUUCAGCAGAUCCAGUACUUAUUGAUGGUAUAUCAUAGCCAUUGCCAUGCUGAGCUGGAGAAUAUCAGCUGGCAUUACUGACAUCCAAGACAAAUUUUUGAAGUUCUUCCAGUGCAACCUUUUCCAGUUUGACAUUAACCCAAAUUUACUGGCUGUGGAUAAACAUCACACUAACCUCUAAUUUAGUAUUAUGACAGGAAUGCAAAAAGCAAUGCAAGCUACCAUUAUUGCUUUUGCAGCAACCAGAAAUCAAAAUUUUGAUAUAUAUUUUUUUGCAUUUGGAUGAGCAUGCAGAGGGAUUUAAUGGGAGUAUAGAUGUCUUAAGACUGGCAAAUAUGUAGGGAAUCUAUUUCACCCCUGAAACUCCCUCCCCAAAUUGCCCAUAAUCACAUUUUGGAAUGCCUUCAACAUGACAAGAAUAAAUUUCUUUUUUUUUCAAAACAAAUUUUAUUGGUUUUUUAAUUUCUUAAAACAAAGUAUUCAGGACACACCGUGGUGCUGGGGUAAUCAAACAUCCUAAAACAAA
Messenger RNA from Crotalus tigris (Tiger rattlesnake), 7433 nucleotides. It is a transcript of the gene TRPM2, whose product is annotated as transient receptor potential cation channel subfamily M member 2. Gene Ontology annotation, cellular component: membrane. Gene Ontology annotation, biological process: calcium ion transmembrane transport. The transcript is spliced from 32 exons. The record is from RefSeq and is a predicted model, not a curated record. NCBI's taxonomy places the organism in Eukaryota, Metazoa, Chordata, Lepidosauria, Squamata, Viperidae. Gene Ontology annotation, molecular function: ligand-gated calcium channel activity.